Molecule: messenger RNA, 7157 nt
Organism: Leptinotarsa decemlineata (Colorado potato beetle)
Lineage: Eukaryota; Metazoa; Arthropoda; Insecta; Coleoptera; Chrysomelidae
Gene: sev
Product: receptor protein-tyrosine kinase sevenless
Biological process (GO): protein phosphorylation; multicellular organism development; cell surface receptor protein tyrosine kinase signaling pathway
Cellular component (GO): plasma membrane; signaling receptor complex
Molecular function (GO): transmembrane receptor protein tyrosine kinase activity; ATP binding; protein binding
Source: RefSeq, a predicted model, not a curated record
GCGCUCAGUCAAUCCUUUAUUGAGAUCUAGAUUGCCGAGGCGAACCGCGCGCUUUUGUUUUUGAAAUUCCACCGGAGCGAUCACAAACCACUCGUUAUUUUUCAAAACUCAUCGCUCCGAAGGAAUCAAAAAGUGGAUUUUGUAAUCUUGUUUCGUUACAUGCGAAAUCAACGAGAACUAUGACGAGUUGACGUAAACUCAGAAACGAUGAAGAAGCUACUAGUGUUUGUGUUUUGUUUAUUGGUGUGGAGGACGAAUUGUUUGAAUAAUAUAGACAGUGAGGUGGAGGCGCAGUUGUACCAGCGGCUGCAGAUUAUGGAAGAAAGCUUUGAGCAAUUCCUGUCAAGAAGCAUGCAAUGGCACAACAGACCGCCUCAUCUCCAAAGAAUUGUACUGCAUAAUGGGAUGCAACGACGCUAUCACUAAAUAUUUCUCCAAAUUGAGAACCUACCUCGGUGUCCCGCCUCCUCCUGCUCUGCUCGCCGAUUCUCUGAACGCAGAUUCGCUGAAAUUGGAGUGGAACUUCCCCAAGGCGAAGAUGUCUGGUUUGAGCUGUCACGUCCAGUGGAGGUACGAGGAGUUUUCGACAACUUGGCAAUACUGCAGAAACGCUUCUUGGAACCAGGAGAAUACGGUGUUCUACAUCUACGAUCUUCAACCCUAUACUAAAUACAGGUUCCGAAUAGCACUAAUACUGGGAUCAGCAGGCGGCCACCCUUACGGCGAACCCAUCGUUUCGACCGAGAGCGUCGUCAUCAGCACCCUCGCCAGUGGCGUGCCUCUGUCUCCGCCGCAGAAUGUACGCGUCACUCCGGUGGACUCGUCAAGUAUAAGCAUCAGCUGGGAACCAGGCCCAUUCCCGCACGGCCCUCUCCUAUCCUAUGUUCUCAAUAUUACCGACAACCGCCAUUCAGAAGUCAAGGAUAUUCCUCCAGAAAAUUCAUUUGUAAUGGUUCGUGAUGUGAAACCUUCGAGAAAUUAUACGAUCGAAAUUAAGAUGAGGAACAAAAGGGGACCCGGACCAGCUGCUAUCGUUUCGGUUUUGACCCCUGCGGAACGCCAGAUGAAUAAUGUCCUGCAGCCACCACUGAUUUUGGGUACGAACUGCAGUAUUUUUGAGCUCAAUAAUAUAUUGGGCGAGCCCAAUAUUCUGUACAGGAGUGAGGUGGAGUUGAAAGGUAUAGCAUAUCACUUCAAGAAAAAACUCUUCUUCGUCACCGACAGUGAUGGUUUUGUCUCUAGGCUUUCACUGGCACCGGGGGGUUUCACGAAAACUCGUAUACUGGAACCGCAGAAUUUGGAUUUCAAACCGUUAGACAUCACAGUGGAUUGGCUGAACAACCAGUUGUAUAUUUUGGGUGAGGUGAAAUUUCAAAUCUCGAAAUACAUUAUCAAAAGAUGCAAUUUCGACGGUAGUGGAGUGACAGUAUCGUACGCAGGCCUCACAAAGAAACCUUCUUCUCUUGAAAUCGAUCCACUGAAUGGCUAUCUUUUCUGGACCAUUCAAGACUACAACAAAGGAGGACUCUUUCGUCUAGAUAUAAAUGAUAUUAGCAACGGGAUAAAGCACGAAGUUAAAAUCAACAAAAUCCUGAAUGAGACUGAGUUAGGAGCUUUCACUUUCGAAUAUCACAACUUCAACAUUUUAAUAUCAUAUCAAAGACUCAACACCAUCAUGUCGGUAACGUUAGACGGCAAAGAAGUUAAAAACAUCAGAACAUCAGUGACGACUCCAAAGCUCAAGAAGGUUAUUUCACUAGCAAUGGCCAGCAAGAAAUUUUAUUGGACAGACGGUGUGGAUGUUUUCAAUGAGGAGUACCACGCGGCCAGCCGAAGCUAUUUCCACAACACCAUACCGCAACAGACUAGCGAAUACUACAAGAAAGUCUUCAUCAAUUUGCAGAGUUCCCAGCCUUGGCCAACUCCAAUCAAUCCGCCUACGAACGUGCAAGCUAUANUAUCUGGUCUAAUAAUCGUCACGACCACAAACUCCACAGUGAAGUACUCGAGGAAAGUGACCCCCUUCACCCCUCUGAACGUCACCAUCAGAGCGUUCACAUACUGGUCGUCGGCUCCUCCAGUUCGUUCCGAAAUAUUUUCCCCGCCGUCAACCCCUUCGGCACCACGGAACCCGAGAAGCUUCGUCGAGUACCUUCCCCAUUCCUCCACGUACCCCCGUUAUGCCACGAUUACGAUUAGGUGGGAUCCGCCCCUGUAUCCCAACGGAGUGCUCCACGGUUUCAAACUGAGGUGUUGGUACGUUGAUGAAAAGGACGAGAAUAUUUGCGACAACGCAUUCACGCGAGGGAAUGAGACGGAGUAUAAGUUGGAAGUGAUGGAGAGUGACAGCUUGUAUCACUUUGAGGUCCGGGCAUUCACGAAAAUAGGAUUGGGUGCCUCAUCCCCCCCUCUUUCGGUGGACACAGCAGUUGAACACCCCGUCCCUACCAUAUUAGCAUCUAAUCACAAUUCAAUUUACAUUUACGAUGUAGAUUAUAAACGAGAAUACCUACUGGUCGAUGGUAUUACCGAACCAAGGGGCGUAGCUUACCUAAUGAAAGAAAAAAAGGUAUUCUGGAUUAACACAAAAAGAGAAGUAUACACGUUUGAUGUCACAACCAUGGUCCCAUCAAAGAUUGCUGAAACUACGAGUGACGCCAGAGGGUUAACUAUUAACUGGCUCGAGAGGAGUCUGUAUUACCUACAGGACGUUACUCAAAACACGACCGAAGUAUAUAAAGUCGAUUUGAACGUGGAGCUAGGAAAAUCAGUGAAAAUUCUGCAAGCUGACGCUCGAAUAACCGAGAUAGAUGUCUCCCCAUUUUCGAAAUCUCUAUUCUGGAUCCAAACCAAGGACAACUUAGAUUUCUCAGCGAUGUUGAGCGACGACACUGGAUCGAAUAUUAGACAGUUUUCCACCAACUCCAAUUCUCCCUCGUGCAACUGUCCUUCAAUGGCGGAAUUUGGCCCGACGUUUUGCGUAGACAGUUCCAAUAGAACUCUGAGACCUAAAGUUGUUUUCUACGAGCGGCAAUCUCGAAGGAUCUUGAGAGCUGAUGGUAGCUUUUGUGAUUGCGAAGAGAUCGCUGGAGGUGACACUCUCAAUGGCGCUGUUGGUGGUUUCUCUUCGGAACAUUUGCGAGCUGAUUUUGGGACGAUAUAUUGGACCGAGCAGAAAUCCUUUCAUGCUUUGGAAUGGAUGAGCCGGGUGUUAUUGACUGAGCAGAUUGAAAUGAGCGAUUUCAUCAUAUACGGCCAGCACAUGCAACCAUUUCCUCAGGACAAUUGCCUGUCACCAAAACAACAGCAAAACCUCACAGUCUCCCUCAAAGCUAGAACAUCUAACUCGCUGAUUUUGCUCAUGCCGAAACCUUCGAUCGAUGAAGAGUGUUCGAACAUAUCAAUGGCGACAAUAGCAUACACUAUAUACUAUAGCAUAUAUGACGAAGGGUUCGACUGUUUCGACAGCCACAACUGCACGGUUUUGAUCACUACAAAUACCACUCAAGAGAUCACCAAUUUGAAACCCUUUUCGAAUUAUUUGAUCUCCGUGUCAGCGAGUAAUUAUUUCACAAUGAGGGACAGUAUUACAAUCGGCCCUUCUACUAUGUUCCAGACUGCUCCAGGAGUACCGUCGAAACCGAGGAACGUAUCCGCCAUAGUCCUCAGUCCUAACCUCGCACGGGUCGUAUGGUCACCUCCAGAAGAACUGAACGCGGCAGUUGUCCACUACGAGGUCCAUUGGCAGACAGAAACCACACCCUCCGGCGUCAGACAGAAGGGGGAACUCAGGGUGAACGACUCCGAAACGCUGACCACCUUCUUGACCAAGCUGACUCCCAACGAGACGUACACCGUUUGGGUGAGGGUGUACAGUGAGAACAACGACACCCCAAAUGACAGCGACAGGGUGAAAAUAACGACAUAUCCGGAGCCGCCCAUUCUGAAGCUGGUGAAAAAAACCGCUUACAAUCUGGAAAUUUCUUGGGAACCCAUCGAAUAUAUAGAAAAAUAUGUGGUAGUGUACGCCCCGAUUACUACCGAAGACUGGCGGGAAAUCGAAAAGAUGAAGGAGGCUAACAAAAGCGUGGUUAUGGUGGUUGAAAAUCUCAAGCCGAGUAUGACGUACAAGUUCAGGAUGAAACUGUUGUACGAGGGGAACGAAGAGAUGUACGUCUGGCCUGGAGAUGCUCGGUUUACAUUCGAGACGCUCGGUGACGUUCCAAGUCCCCCAGGCAUGCCUCUCAUCCAAUACAUCACACCAAAUAUCUACAAAGUUAUUUGGGAGGCAUCCAGAGAUAACGGCGCUCCUGUAGAAAUGUACAAACUAGAAGGAAAAAUUUUGAGGUUUUACAGAACGAAAAGAAGCACCAACAGAACGGUUCCGUUCUACAAUACUUCGCCAUCUGUGGAGCUUGAGGAUCCCGAUGAGUGGAGAGUUUUUUACAACGGAACAAAUACUUCCUGGAUAAUCAGCGGAUUAGACGAGAAACACAAAUAUGCCUUCCGAGUAUCGGCUUAUAAUUCAUACGGAUGGAGCAAUACGAGUGAAGAGAGCAACGAGUUCGAUCCGAUGGCUGCCAGGAUGGCCGAAAAGCAGAACCCUAUGAAGCUCAUCCUCAUAGCGACUUUGGUCCCGAUUUCCAUAUGCGUUAUAUUCAUUCUGGUAUUCGUCUUCCUUAGUUGCUCGGGAAAACGGAACAAGAAAAAGAAACUGCAGCAAGUGAUACCCACGCUGCCCAGGAUGUCUGAUGUGGAGUUAGCUACCUUGAGGGAGUUACCCAGGAGGGGAAUUCAUAACACGAACAUCCUCUAUGCAUCCAUACAACCUACGCUGGAGGAACUGAGUUUGUUACCACAAAUAAGAAGGGAUCAAAUCACUCUGACGAAAUUCCUUGGUAGCGGAGCUUUUGGAGAAGUUUUCGAAGGAAAAUCUAAAGGAAUCGACAACAGCAAUGCCGAAACCAAAGUUGCUGUGAAGACACUGAAGAAAGGUGCUUCAGAACAGGAGAAGAGCGAUUUCCUACAAGAAGCGCAAUUGAUGAGUCAUUUCAAGCAUGAGCAUAUUCUUCAGCUCUUAGGAGUUUGCCUUGAUAACGAUCCACAUUUUAUAAUUAUGGAGCUCAUGGAAGGUGGAGACUUGCUCACUUAUUUGAGAGAAUCGAGGAAUCCACUGACACAAACUCCAUCACUUACAUUGAUCGAGCUUCUGAAGAUGUGCGUCGAUGUUUCGAAAGGUUGCAGAUACUUGGAGGAAAUGCACUUCGUCCAUCGAGAUUUGGCGUGUCGCAACUGCCUCGUUUCUUCGUGCGACGCUGAUUCAAGGAUUGUUAAGAUCGGAGAUUUCGGUCUCGCCAGAGACAUCUACAAGAAUGACUACUACAGGAAGGAAGGAGAGGGUCUUCUGCCUGUUAGAUGGAUGGCUCCGGAAUCGUUAGUGGACGGUGUUUUCACUAGCCAGUCAGAUGUAUGGGCAUUUGGGGUGCUUCUUUGGGAAAUAAUGACUCUGGGUCAACAGCCCUAUCCAGCCAGGGCUAAUCUGGAGGUUUUGCAUUAUGUAAGAAGAGGUGGAAGGCUAGGGAAGCCAACCGACUGUCCUGAAGAACUCCACGAACUGAUGUUGAAGUGUUGGGAGUUUGAACCAGAAAGUAGGCCCACUUUCAAGUACUGUUUCGAGGUACUAGAAGAGUUACAUCGAAGAACGCUGAGGAAUCCAACUACAGGAGCUCAUGAGGGACAAUAUAUCAGCACUGUACCAGAUCUGUUUGCUGGGAUAUCGAAUGAAGCUUAUUUUCGGGAUGAAAAUCAUAACGAUUCAGGUAACUCUUGGAAGAGCGACAACGAAGACGAUGCCACCAAAGAAAAGACGCCAUUUUUGAAAGAGGAAAAUUCACCUGCUGAGGAAGUUUCCACUUAUCUGGAAUUGAUAAAUGAUCCUGAGCCGGUUUUGGAGAACGAUGGUUACGAGGUACCAAAUCAGAUGAUGAAGAAAGUCGAAGCAAAUGGCGGUUUGUUCCAGAAUGGGGAAGAAAAGGGGAUCGUUCCGGUCGGUGGGAACAAAAACUGAGGACUUCCGAAUUUCAAGUUCCUUAUUCAUCUAUUUCUCGUGUUAGGUCGAGAACUUGCCAGGUUUGCUUUUAUCCUAGUACUUAGAAUAGUAACAGCAAACCAUGUAACCUAAGAAUUAGGAAUUGCGUAGUAGCCAUGUUCGAAAAGUACAAACAUAACUAGUGUAUUUGACAUGGUGUGUGUCGGAAGAUACCUCUUGACGUUCUGAAAAUCAAUGAAAGAUGAGAUUAAGCCAGACCUGUGUGGAAUAUUUUUGUAUGUGAUGGAUCGAAAUGAAAACCACGUAAAUAGAUUUUUUGAUCUGUCAAUUCAAACUUAUAGUGGGAAACCUUUGAUAUUUCAAACAGGAAGUGUGGUUACAUAAUUUUUUCCAAAGGCAUAAUUUUUCUCCAACGAUUUAAAAUAACAAAACCAACUCUCUAUGUAGGGAUUCAAUGAUAAGAAAUUACUAAUUAUUGAACAUUGAUUCAAUAAUGACCGUGCUAAGAAGUGGUUGAGGUUUCUGCUUUCAAGUACGUAUAAUACGUAUAAUUUGGAGCAAAAAGAUGAUUCAAGUGAUUGUACAAAACGUAUAUAUAUAAUUUUUUUAAUCGAGAGAAUAUCUCCUAGGAAAAUAUUUCAUACCUAGUGAAACAACAAUGGUGGAUACAGAUCGGUAUUAGGGGGACUGACAAGUCAUAGAUCAGGAAAGACUAUUAGAUAGAAGAUAGAUUGUAUCCCAAAAGAAGGCAGUUUUUAAUUGAACCAGGUUCCAAAUACCAUAUUCCAUUUUUGUACGUCAAUUUUUCUAGUUGUGUAAAUCAAAUUCAUGUGUGACAGUCAAAAAUGAUAAUACAUUCUCAAAAUUCUCUCGCGACCUGGUAAGAUAUAGGUAUAACUGCAAAAUAUUGAUCUAUGACUGGUUUUAUCAAAAAAAAAGUAUGACCGGCGCGGCGGUAAUCGCAUAGUGUACCUUUUCAUAUUGACUGUAACUGCCAUUGUGAAUAUAUUUAUUGUAAAUAUUUGCUGUAAAUAUCAAGUUUUAUGUGAUGUAGAUUGUAAGUUAACAUAAGAACCAGAUAAGUAUGUAAUAAAACGUUCAAACUGAA